GAUUGUUGCAGUAUGGUUAUGGAGUCGCUGGGUGGCGCUGCUGCUUGCUCUUUGUGGGUACGGAUCCCUCUCCUUAUCGCGGUCCUGGUUAUCUUUAACGGCGAGAGGGACAGCGGAGCCGGCGCCCAUUCCUUCAUUGGCUUACACAGAUGUCUGUUUAACAGCACCGGGGACUGGGUCUUUCUAGAACAGCAUGUUUAUGACAAGGAGCUGAUGGCGUAUUAUGACUAUAACCAGAAGAAGUACAUCGCGGUGAAAGCCUGGAUGCAGUCUAAUGUGGACAGAUUCAACAGGGAGAGCGCGGAAGCGAAGUACCAGGAAGGGACGGCUUACUGUGAACACAACAUCCCGAUCAUGUACGAAACCGCCCUGGCCCGACAAGUUAAGCCAAAAGUGACAAUCCAAACAAAAGAAUCAGCACAUCCUGGGCCCUCAGCCAUCCUAAUUUGUUAUGCUGUUGGCUUUUACCCAGCAAAGAUCAGUGUCACAUGGCUGAAAAAUGGACAGAAGGUUUCUGAUGCUGAUGUCACAUUCGAAUUGUUAUCAAAUGGUGACUGGACGUAUCAGGUUCGCCAGUAUCUCCAGUAUGAGCCAGUGUAUGGCGAUAAAUACACCUGCCAUGUGGAACACAGCAGCCUGACCUCUCCAAUGAGAGUGGAUUGGGAAGUAGAGAGCACAACUAAAUCUGAAAAAACAAAGAUCAUUGUCGGAGUGCUGGGCUUUGUGUUUGGACUGAUCAUCUUGUUGGCUGGUGUGAUAAUGAGACUGAAGAAUGCUAAAGCUAUCCUGGAUUCCAACCAUGGCCCACGUCUGAUGGGUCCAGCUGUCAGUUAACUGAUCACAUCCACACCAGCUGAAUGAUGGACAGAAUUACAGCAGUCUGCAGGCUUCUUUCAACUUGCGUACAAUUGCAGCUCACUCAGCAUCAGACUUUGCCUUGGCUUUGUUUUGAUUAACUUUACACUUGCAGUUAUAUGCAGCUUUAUAUCCCACUUAAAACAAGAGGAGCAUGUGACUUAUCAAACAUCCUGAUCAGUGUCCUACCCCUGUGCAGAUGGUAAAUAAGGAUAAGCAUAUGGAUGAUGAUGGGAUAGUGUAGGGGGAUGGGCUUAGAUUAGUUCACAGGUCGGCGCAACAUCAAGGGCCGAAGGGCCUGUUCUGCGCUGUAUUGUUCUAUGUUCUAACUAUAUCUACACCACUGGACUUUGUUUCCAAUGCAGACUGGUAGAGUACAUGCUUCUAGGCUCAUGCAUCUAAAGAUGAUUCUCCUGUGUUUUAAUGUUUUUUCUGUUCAGCCUUGUAAAUGUUUUAAUCUCACUGUAAAUUUUCUGGGUUUUGUAUCUAAAUGAUUUGAUGCAAUCUUUAAGUUUUCAAUGAUCUCAAAUUCAGCUGAAAUGGUGGAACACUUAAUUAAAAAAAAUAUUUGGACACAA
Messenger RNA from Stegostoma tigrinum, 1433 nucleotides. Its product is annotated as SLA class II histocompatibility antigen, DQ haplotype D beta chain-like. Gene Ontology annotation, cellular component: membrane; MHC class II protein complex. Gene Ontology annotation, molecular function: MHC class II protein complex binding. The transcript has 6 exons. Lineage: Eukaryota; Metazoa; Chordata; Chondrichthyes; Orectolobiformes; Stegostomatidae. The record is from RefSeq and is a predicted model, not a curated record. Gene Ontology annotation, biological process: immune response; positive regulation of T cell activation; peptide antigen assembly with MHC class II protein complex. The coding region runs from base 13 to 834 and encodes 273 amino acids.